Messenger RNA from Antrostomus carolinensis (chuck-will's-widow), 348 nucleotides. Its product is annotated as gallinacin-11. Gene Ontology annotation, biological process: innate immune response in mucosa; defense response to Gram-positive bacterium; defense response to Gram-negative bacterium. The transcript is spliced from 3 exons. Gene Ontology annotation, cellular component: extracellular region. Lineage: Eukaryota; Metazoa; Chordata; Aves; Caprimulgiformes; Caprimulgidae. Gene Ontology annotation, molecular function: CCR6 chemokine receptor binding. The coding region runs from base 10 to 348 and encodes 112 amino acids. The record is from RefSeq and is a predicted model, not a curated record.
UCUGUGUCCAUGCUGCAGCUGACACCUUCCACCAUGAAGCUCUUCUCCUCCUUCAUGGCUCUUCUCCUCUUCCUCCUCCAGGCUGUUCCAGGUCUCAGCUUGCCCAAAGACACCUUACGUUGUCUUGGAUACCACGGUUUCUGCUUCCAUUCAAAAUCCUGCCCAGAGCCGUUUGCUGCCUUUGGAACUUGCUCUCGGCGUCAGAAAACCUGCUGCAUAGACACGACAUCAAACUUCCAUACUUGUCAAGAUGAGGGGGGUCAUUGUGUACCUCCAGAAAUCGAAUGUCUGCAAGAACAAGUGGGCCUUUGCCCUCACAGCGAAUGGAAGUGCUGCACAGAAGUGUAA